This is a messenger RNA of Solea senegalensis (Senegalese sole), 3553 nucleotides long. It is a transcript of the gene grk7a, whose product is annotated as G protein-coupled receptor kinase 7a. The transcript has 4 exons. The record is from RefSeq and is a predicted model, not a curated record. Gene Ontology annotation, biological process: regulation of signal transduction; protein phosphorylation; signal transduction. Lineage: Eukaryota; Metazoa; Chordata; Actinopteri; Pleuronectiformes; Soleidae. Gene Ontology annotation, cellular component: cytoplasm. Bases 1261 to 2934 code for a protein of 557 amino acids. Gene Ontology annotation, molecular function: rhodopsin kinase activity; ATP binding.
UUCAAUAUAACUUCACUUAUUGCUGUACUUUUAAAAUGGUAAACCCUCUCCCACAUGGGUCGGUGUGUGUGGGCAUCAUCAGCCGGUGCUUUUGUAAGUCAAAGGUCUGAGUCUGGUUCUCUGACGGCAAGCAAAGUCCUUGAUCUUGUGCAGGGUGCUGACAGCUUGAGACCAUUUGAGACAGGAUUAGCUAAUAUUAUCCUGUCCUGAAUUAGCCUACAUCUAUGUAGCUGUAGUGCAGUAGAGUUACCACCAACAGGAACAAUGGAAAGAAAAUGCCAGUUCAUCAUCAUCAUUUUUUCAUGUGUAAAACAUUGGUAGCUGUCAAAUCUCAGGUUCUGUCCUCAGGUGACAGUAUUUCUUGGUAAAGCAGUGAUUUUUUUUUCGUCAUGACAGACAGAGGCAACCACAACAUAGCGCUAGUAAAGCCAGACACCAACAAACAGAUUGGAGUAUGACUCAAAAAGUUUCAGAAGUGAAUUCUACUGCUCAGAAAACUUCAUCAGGUCGUUCGUCAGUUUGAUGCUUUGAACGCUUCUUAAUCCCAACAUAUAUAACAUUGAUAAUAUAAUAUAAAAAAAACAAACAUGAACAUGAUGUUAGAGAAACCAGCUCUUGUAUUGUUUUCACUGAGUGCGUCUUCAGUCAGUAAAUGUAAAGUCAUUAAUGAAUAUUCUCCAUCUCACGUACAUGUAGCUAAUAUUUUUAGUGUCUAUACAUCUCAGUUUAAGCAUGUGUAAACUAAUAUAUAUAUAAAUACAAUUUGACUAGACGUCUGCAUUGUUUCAAAGUCGUCGUUAUUCAUGGCUCACUGUCAAGCCCCACACUGCAGUGAUGUUAGGAGUUGAGCGAUGAGAAUGGUCUUUAGCUUUUACUCCAUCUUAUGCUUAGCCAACAAGCCUUUGUACCACUGAACACCAUGAACAAAUAUAGUGGGCUACAAAGCCUCUUAGGACAGAGCCCUCUUAUGAUUCCCUUUACGUGCACAGCAUCCUUGAAUAGGCCACACAAAGAUCCUUAAGCCAAAGUCCCUCCCUGGUAUUUAAUUCUAAAUGAGUAAUUACUGGGUGUGUCAGAGUGUCUUAGGUUUGCAGGUAGUUUGGUUGAAGGAGCUCAUUUGUACGCUGGCGUUUAAUGAAAUUGCUCUCUCACUCAGACAACAAAUUCUGAAAGACGCUGGACCAGUUUUAGUGGGGAAUCCCCAGGGAGCCGCUGAAGAUUCUAGUUAUUUAGGGGGACACACAACUUACAGCCACCAAGAUGUGUGACAUGGGGGGACUAGAUAACCUGGUGGCCAAUACGGCCUACCUAAAAGCCCAGGGUGGCGAUGACAAGGAGAUGAAAAAGCGGCGCCGCAGCUUGUCUCUCCCCAAGUCUGAGCAAUGUACAUCAGUACGAUCUUCCAUUGACAAGGACUUCACAUCACUUUGUGAAAGGCAGCCUAUUGGCAAGAAGUUUUUCCGUCAAUUUCUGGCAAAUCAUCCCUCUUUCAAACUCGCUGCUGAUUUUCUGGAUGAGCUGAAUGACUGGGAUCUGGCUGAAGGUGCAGUGAAAGACAAGGCACGGCAAGAAAUCAUCAAGAAGUACUGCAAGGCUGAAUCCAAGUCUUUCCUGUCAUUUCUUACCGGGGAACCUGCUGACAAAUGCAAGUCUGUGACAGAUGCCAACUUUGAUGAGGUGAUGAAAAGCAAAGUCCAGGACGGUGUCAGGGAAUAUUUGAUGGCCCAGCCCUUCACCGAUUAUCAAGCCAGCCCUUUCUUUGAUAAAUUCCUCCAGUGGAAAGAGUAUGAGAAACAGACCAUCAGUGACAAAUACUUCUAUGAGUUCAGGACUCUGGGAAAAGGAGGAUUUGGAGAGGUAUGUGCUGUACAGGUGAAGAACACAGGACAGAUGUAUGCCUGUAAGAAGUUGUGUAAAAAGCGUCUGAAGAAGAAGGGCGGCGAGAAGAUGGCCCUGCUAGAGAAGCAGAUCCUAGAGAAGGUUAACAGCCUGUUCCUGGUCAACUUGGCCUACGCUUAUGACAGCAAGACCCAUUUGUGCCUUGUCAUGACCCUGAUGAAUGGAGGAGACCUCAAGUAUCACAUUUACCACAUAGGCUAUGAUGGAAAGGGAGUUGACAAGGGCAUUGAGAUGAAGCGCAUCAUCCACUACACGGCACAGAUCACCACAGGUAUUCUGCAUCUGCAUGCCAUGGAUAUCAUAUACCGUGAUAUGAAACCAGAGAACGUGUUGCUGGACAACCAAGGCCAGUGCCGACUCUCAGAUUUGGGUCUGGCCAUAGAGAUUCCUCCAGGGAAGACUGUCCACCAGAUGGCGGGCACUGGAGCGUACAUGGCUCCUGAGCUUCUGACCAAAACUGAAUACAGGACAUCGGUGGACUGGUGGGCGCUGGGCUGCAGUAUCUAUGAGAUGGUGGCUGGAUACACACCUUUCAAAGGCCCUGAUGCUAAGAAGGACAAGGUGGAGAAGGAGGAGGUGCAGCGACGCAUCCAAAACGAAGAGCCCAAGUUUGAGCACAAGUGCUUUGAUGCCAACACCAAGGACAUCAUCCAACAGUUUCUGAAGAAGAAGAUGGAUGAGCGCCUGGGCAUGAAGAACAACAUGGAGGAUCCCAGGAAACACCCCUGGUUCAAGAGCAUCAACUUCCCUCGUCUGGAGGCCGGGCUGGUGCCUCCUCCCUGGGUUCCUAAGCCCAACGUGGUCUACGCCAAGGACACUGGCGACAUCGCUGAGUUCUCAGACGUUAAGGGCAUCGUGUUUGACUCCAAGGAUGAGAAGUUCUUCAAGGAGUUCAGCACAGGCGCUGUGGCCAUUCAGUGGCAGCAGGAAAUGAUCGAGACUGGACUGUUUGAUGAGCUCAACGAUCCCAACAGAAAAGAGGGCGGAGGAGACAGUGAUGACGGAAAGAAGUCCGGCACAUGUAUAUUGCUGUGAGCCGUGUUUGAUAUCACAUUCUAGUAAUAACUGUCAGUUAUUUGUUUGCUUUCUCAGGGCAGGGGCACGUCAGUGUUGAUGUGAAAGACGGAUCAUGUUUCAUGAAACAGGUGAGCGUGAGCAUUCAGUCCUGUCUGGAAAUGAUGCUCACGGUUUAUAGAUCUCCAGUUUAUGUUCAGUGAGUGAGAAUGAGGAAAAUGAGAUGGUGUAUUUUGAACCUCAUCUGUUUGGUUCACAACAUUUCUUGCAGAUGUACAUAUCUAAUGAUGUAGACUUCGUAACUACGAGGAGUAAAUUGACACCCUUUUUGUAAAGGAUGAUAGUGUUGUGUGCAAAGUAAGUCAUGAAGAAACUGUGAAUUCAAAUGCGAUGCUGUUGCAUUCAGAAUUAAACUUUGAACAAAUUUAAGCAACCAAAUCUUCUGACCAUGAGACUGUGCAUUUUACUGUGUAAAACUUUGUACUAUGUUAAAUUAAAAGGUGUUUUGUAGCUCUCAUACUGAUGCCAUCAGAAGGCCCCUCUGUUUAACAUAAAAGUGCUUUUUAAACACACAUGGCAGAAAGAAAGAGUUAUAGUGAUCUUAAACCUCAUUAAAUUAAAUCUGAUCGUUGCAUUUAUA